AUGACGAUUUUAGCAAAAAUUCUCACUGUAGUUCUCCUCCACUUCUUCCUCUUCAUUGCACCAUCUACAGCCGAAAUCAUAUCUCUGAAUCUUCGAUCCAAUAACCGACAUAAGAUCCUCAUCUCGGAGUUCAAGUUCUCAAAUGACGGUUACAUUUCCUUCGUGAUCUCCUCCGUGACUGCAACCUCCACCUCAUCACGACCUGAUCCUUCACGUUUUGGUUUCAUCCUUCAAUCUCCUAAAGUGAGAAACCGCUUCGAAUUCCAACAAAACACUAUUUGCCCAUUGGAUUUCAAACUAAACACACUCCUCUUUACUUUCCAAGAUCUUUCCCAUGAUCCUCAGACUUCCUUCAACAAAACGUACACUAUUACAAAUCCUGGUAUGAACUCACUCUUCUUUGUCAACUGCAACUAUGAAUCCGUCGUAACCAUGGAUGGUCGCGUAGCGCUCUACAACACCAAUGACGGGACUACCAAAAACUAUUUAUCCGGAGAGCUAAGGCAGCUUCCGUUUCUUUACAUCUUUUCCGCCUUCAUUUAUGUGUGUUUUCUAGGGUUUUGGAUUUUAGUAUGCUUCAAGAACCGGAGAUCUUUUCACAGGGUGCAUUUACUAAUGGGUGUGUUGCUUGUUAUGAAUUUGGUUGUUUUAAUCUCUGCGGCAACGGAUCUAUAUUAUGUGAAGUUUACAGGUACUCCUCAUGGAUCGGAUGUCUUAUAUCACAUGUGUAAGUUUGUCAGGACUGUGCUUUUGUUCACCUUAAUUGUGCUGAUUGGUAAUGGAUACUGUUUCUGGAAGCCAUUUUUGGAAGUAAAGGAAAAGUUGGUUUUGAUGAUUGUGAUCCUACUUCAGGUUUGGGUUAAUGUGUAUGCUAUAUUUGAAUGGAAAGCCGGACCUUAUAAUAAUGAAGAGGACGUCGUUGAUUCUCUAAGUAUAGAUUUCAUCUGUUGCUUUGUUAUUUUCGUCCCAAUAUGGUUUUCGGUUAUCUGGUUUAAUAAGGAUAAUCAUGAGACUGAUGGCAAUGAUGUUAUGAAUAGGGUAAGGCUGUUUCUAUUUGGGUUUGCGGUUUUUGCAUACGUGUUCUUUACGAGGUUUUUGAUGGUUGCAUUUUUGAUACCAUCGAAUCACGGGGUACAGGAAAUAAGCCUUCUUGUGUUAUGUAUGGUGGUGUUUUACAUUUUCCGGCCAUCUGAUGAGGAUUGUGAUGGCAAAACAGUCGAGAUAGCUGCAUGGAAAUCGGACAUACCUUCUCUUUGUUAUGCCGUUGUUGCUUCUGUUUAG
Molecule: messenger RNA, 1281 nt
Organism: Lactuca sativa (garden lettuce)
Lineage: Eukaryota; Viridiplantae; Streptophyta; Magnoliopsida; Asterales; Asteraceae
Source: RefSeq, a predicted model, not a curated record